Molecule: messenger RNA, 186 nt
Organism: Postia placenta MAD-698-R-SB12
Lineage: Eukaryota; Fungi; Basidiomycota; Agaricomycetes; Polyporales; Adustoporiaceae
Exons: 2
Coding region: 1-186 (61 amino acids)
Source: RefSeq, a predicted model, not a curated record
AUGGAGGCGCCGUAUAGCACGGUCGCAAAUGGCCCACCCAUGUCGAUGCAAUCUUCAAGACCGGGUAUCGAAUCUGUCCAAUCAGCACACGACUACGACAAGGGUCAUACAGGCGGAAGGAGUUGGGAGAUAUCAGAGUAUUUACCCCCUUCGGUUCUCGAUAUGUCCGCUGUGCAACACGAUUGA